AUGGAGGGCUUUGUGAGUGAGGAGGAGGACUUGGAAUCGGAUCCGUCGUGGAACAGGGAGCCAGUGGAGGUUCUGAAGGACAGGGGUGAUGUUGUCCCGGGAGCGGGAGUGGAUGGGCAGGGGUUCUGGAUGUACUGGAUGGCCGAGGAGGGACUUUGGGAGUGUGGACUGUCCUACGAGUGUAGGACCCUCCUAUUCAAGGCUAUUCAUAACCUGUUGGAAAGGUGCUUGAUGGACAAGGACUUCCUAAGGAUUGGGAAGUGGUUCUUCAAACCACAUGAACUGGAAGAGAAGCCCCUGGGCACCAGUGAGCACCUAUCAUGUUCCUUCUCCUUCUUCCUCCAUGGGGAGAGUAAUGUGUGCACGAGUGUGGAGAUUGCCCAACACCAACCAGCAUACCACAUCACUGAGGAUCACAUCCGCCUCGCACAGACCUCCAGCACACCAGUACAAGUAAUCCUGAGUCCAUAUGGUCUGAGUGGUACUCUUACUGGUCAGGCCUACAAGAUGAGUGACCCAGCUGUACGGAAACUGAUGGAGGAGUGGAGCUACUUUUACCCUAUGGUACUCAACCAGAAAGACAGAAGCUCAGAGAAGGAGAAAGAGCAGGCAAGCCAGGCCUAUGAUGCCAACUGCCAUGUGGCAGUGGAGGUCAUUGUAGGUGGUGUGAGAAUGACCUAUCCAGCUGCCUUUGUGCUAAUUGCACAGGCUGACCUACCAAUUGAGCAGCCCUCACCAGUUCCUGGAGCCCAAGGCCUAACCAGAGAACCAAACCACUGCAGCGGACCCCUAACACCCCCUACUUCACCAGAGCAGCCCUGCUCAGCUGACAGCGGCUUUGUGACGUCCGCUUCCAGUGUCCCCACACAAGACAGCAGCUUAGGGGUCACCAGUCUCAGUCCAAAGCAUUCUGAAAAGAAGCUAACUGAUCAAGUCAUCCGUCAGGCUUGGAGGGAGUGCUAUUUCAACCAGACUCAGCACAACUGGAGUGAGCCCGGCGACAUGAUAUCCAAGAAGGAGGUGCCAAAUGGGGUGACCUCAUGGGACUUCAGCGACCAUGGGGCAAGAGUACCCUGCAGCUGCUCUAGGUUAAAGCAGCAGAAGCAGAAUUCAGCCACUACACCCACUGCCAAUCCCCAGACUGGUGCCAACCCGAUUCAGUCGGCCGGUUCUUCCUUAUAUCCUCCCUUGCUGCCCAAGCACAAGAUAAGUGAGAAGACAGAGAAAAUUGAAAAACAAUCAAAAAGGCUGACCACAACUCCAUUUCACCACCGCCUGCCUACUACCCAGGAAAUGCAUCCGGAACAGGAAUCAUCUGGAGCACCUCAGCUAGGGAGUCUUGUGGCUCUGGAGCCACCUCUGGAUCCAUUACCACCUUUACCCAGCUGCAAGUUUCCACGGCCUCUUCCCAAUGGCAGAAAAGCCUCAGAAACAAUACUCCACUCCCCUGCCUCUCCGCUUCCACCCACACUCAGCCCACACCCACGGGUGCAGGAUCCAGAGGUCCUAGACAACCCUGUGGAUAUACCUGCUUGUUCGGAUGGGGUAUCUGGAUGUGGGUUGAUGCCCAGUGAGACAGCCCUAUAUAUGUCUUUGCUGGGGCAAAAGGAAAGUGGAACCGGCUGGUGGAGAGGCUUCAGGAUUCCCCGGACUGAUAAGGCCGACUUCAGACCCCCAGAACUCCCUAUCGAGAAGUUAGGAGAUAUGAAGAUGGAGACAUCUGUGGAGGGAACUGCACUGAAGAGAUUGUAUACGCAGACACACAAGCGCUUUAAGAUCUCAGACCAGAGGAUUAGGGACCACAUCCAAACCUUAGGCCUCUUGCAGCAGCCAGGAAUGGAGGGGCUCCGUGAACCAGGAGAUGACCCCUAUGACUUCAAGGAAGGAGACAUUGAGUACACCUUCUCCACUUCAAAGAGACUCAAAGGCCAGGGGAGAGACCCUGAAAAAAGGGCCAAGGGAGAAGAAAUAACCAGCAAUGAUACACUACCUGAUGGGAAAGAUGCCAUGUCCAUUUUCAGUUCAGCUCCCAAAUCAAUUGACUCAGGUCAAGAUGAAGGACCUACCAAAACCAAUCCCUCUCUAACCAGAGAGAGAGACCUGGUCGUCAACAUCUCUGAUCUAGAUAACAUUUUUGAUGAGGACGACGAAGAACUUGGGGCAACUUACCCCAACCAGCUUGCUACAAAGGUGCCAGUAUCAUCAGGGGACGAUCGCCCCCUAGGGAAAGAGGGAAGAGUGGCAGUACCGUAUCCUUCAACAGUAGCAGACCUCCAACGGAUGUUCCCCACCCCACCAUCACUUGAACAGCAUCCAGCCUUCUCUCCCAUCAUGACUUAUCGUGACACCGCCAGCCAGGAGCCUCUGGCCCCUUUGGGAGUUAAUGACCACCCCCUUGGUUCCCUGCCCUCUUCCCAGCCAACUGAAUAUAAGAUGGAGGUGGAAGAGAGCAUGGACAGUCCCAAACUAGAGGAUAUCAAGCCACAGGUAGGCUGCUCCAUGUUUGCUCCUCUGUGCAGCCUACCCAGCCAAUGCUUGCCACCACUCAAGAUGCCUGAACAGUGCUACUACCGUCCCUCUUGGGCUCUCCUUCCCAAAAUGGAGCACUUUUCCUCUAUCAUCAAUCCACAGCAAACCCAGUUCAUCAAAGAUGGAUAUACUAAUGUCCCCAGUGUCAACGCCCUUACAGACCAGGAGUAUGUCCAGAUGAGCACCACCACUGCUUCUGUGGCUACAACUGUUGGCAUCCUCCCAUCUCCUGCAACACCUCGCUUCUCUGUGCCCACUCCACGUACGCCCCGUACCCCUAGGGGCAUUAACACUGCAAGCUCUGGACAGGGCUCAGUGAAGCAGGAUGGCACUGAGCUGAGCUCUCCUGCCUCUACUCCCUCCACAAGUUUGCCUCUUAGUUCAGUAGAGCCCCUAGCUCGGCCAGGACCUUUACUCCCUGAGGCUCACAGCCUGUAUACUGUCCUGCUCCUCUCAGACUCUGUCCUCAAUGUCUUUAAGGAUCGCAACUUUGACAGCUGUUGUAUAUGUGCCUGCAAUAUGAAUGUCAAAGGAGCAGAUGUUGGGGUGUAUAUUCCUGAUUCCACCUGUGAGGAUCAGUAUCGCUGCAUGUGUGGUUUUAGUGCUAUUGUGAAUCGGCGUCUAGCCCAUGGCACUGGGCUCUUCCUGGAAGAUGAGUUAGAUAUUUUUGGCAAGGGUUCUGAGGUGGGCCAAGCAGCUGAAAGGAGACUUGCCCUGUGUCGUCGUGACCCACCCAUGGGAGACCUGCAGGCCAAGCGGCCCCAGGACACAUUACCUGCCCCUCCACCAGUUAUGGUCCUUCUCCAAGAACAGUGCUCCCAGGCCAUUUCUUCACUAGCAUCACUACAUCUACCCCAAGAUUGCUCCUGCAAUAGUCGCAAGGGAGCAUUGCUUCAGAGCUGGAUGGCUGAUAAACAGUGGGCAGAUGAGAGUGAUGCAUGUGUGGAGUGUUUCAAUGCUCUUGAACAGGGGCUGCAGUAUGUUGAUAACCCUGCUGGAGGGAAAGUGGACCCAGCAAUUGUAAGGAGCACUGCUCUUCAUUCCUGGCCUUACACUGAUGUACUGGACAUGAGCAUGCUUUCGUCCCAGGAUGUUGUGCGUAUGCUGCUAUCGUUGCAGCCCUUCCUUCAAGAUGCCAUCCAGAAAAAGAGAACAGGAAGGACUUGGGAAAACAUCCAACAUGUCCAGGGACCACUUACCUGGCAGCAGUUUCACAAGAUGGCUGGGAGAGGCUCUUAUGGUUCGGAGGAGUCACCAGAGCCCCUACCUAUUCCUACAUUGUUACUGGGCUAUGACCGUGAGCGUGAUUUCCUUGCACUGUCCCCUUUGGCGUUACCCUUCUGGGAGAAGCUGUUGCUGGAACCCUAUGGGGGCCAGAGGGAUGUUGCCUACCUGGUGCUCUGUCCAAACAGCCCUGCUAUGCUGGCUGGGGCCAAGGCCUUCUUCCAGGAGCUGAGUGCAGUGUACGAGACAUGUCGCCUUGGGAAGCACCGUCCUCUGGCCAAAGUAUCCCGAGAUGGCCUUGUACAUGUUGGGGGCAGCGUAGAGCUGGAAGACAAACUGGAAGAGCAGCAGGUGGACCAGUGGUUCACUGGACCCUGGGCUGGGCAGCAGCACACUGACAACCUUUGCAAACUCAAACUCUAUGAUCAUGCCUGUAGGGUGCAGCUAGCUCCUCAACUAUCAGUCCUGUCUUUGGAUAGCAGUCUACUGUUGCCUCCCAAACUCCAGCCUCCCAUAACUCCCACAUCCUCAGCCCAGCCUGCUUCUUCUGGGCAGCCCCUCGCUACUAGCUUUGGGGCCCCUGAUGGAGAACAAGCUCCUGGGGCCCUCAGCUCAGUAAACACACCCAACACCACUGGAUCAGCCUUGGGCCAACCAGGAGAGUCAACCCAAGGAAACACCAGCGAGUCUAAAGGGCAUCCUUCUGCCACACCACCAGCCAACACAACAGCAGAAAACCCUGAACACACCUCUGAACAGUCGAGAAUCGGCAUCCCCACCCUGGCUGAUUCAGCUGACAGUCACACUCACCCACCAGCCAUUGUUAUUUAUGUAGUUGACCCCUUUCUCUGCUGUAGUGGGGCAAGGGAUACAGGAGAAGAAGAGGGGAAGGAGGUGGAGGCAGGCAGCAUUUGGCUAUUAGGGCUUUUGCGCUGCUACACAGAGAUGUUACAGAAACUGCCUGAAAGCAUGAGACCUGCGCUGGUACUACAGGUGGUGCCAUGUCAGUACCUGCUUCAACCAACCAGUGGGGAUAGCCAUCAGUAUCUUCAGCAACUACGUUCCCUGGCCUUCUCCUGUUAUUCCCAAUGCAGACGGCUGCUGCCUCAGCAGACACAUAUCAAAUCCUUGACUGGCUUUGGACCAGCGUCAACCAUUAGUUCUGUGCUCCAGAGUCCUGAGCAUCCAAGCCCCUUGCAGCUGUACUCUCCUCCAUUUAUCUUGGGCCCUACCCGUCCCAAACAACCAGAACCAGGGGAGGUGUGGGCAGAUGUCCCUCCUAAGUACAAUGUGCUGUUUGUUGGCUACUGCCUGUCUCAUGACCAGCGUUGGAUCCUUGUGUCCUGUACUGACCAGAAGGGAGAACUCCUGGAGACAUGCAUUAUCAACAUUGAUGUACCCAAUAGAGCACGACGACCCAAGGUAUCAGCCAGAAAGAUGGGACUUCAGAAGUUGUGGGAGUGGUGUGUUGGCAUCAUUCAGAUGACCUCACUGCCGUGGAGGAUUGUGAUUGGUCGCCUAGGCAGGUUGGGGCACGGAGAGUUGAAAGACUGGAGUUCCCUCCUCGGGGAGCAUUCCCUCCAUUCUCUCAGUCGCCAGCUGAGGGAGGCCUGUCGAAUGUGUGGGAUCUCAGCUGCUGACUCUCCCUCCAUCCUCAGUGCCUGUCUGGUGGCCAUGGAGCCACAGGGCUCCUUUGUGGUGAUGCCUGAUGCGGUAACCAUGGGCUCAGUGUUUGGCCGAAGUACUGCCCUGAACUUGCAGACCUCCCAGCUGAACACACCCCAAGAUGCUUCCUGCACACACAUCCUGGUCUUUCCAACUUCUGCUACCACCCAGCUGGCCCCUAGUUCCUACCCCACUGAGGACAAUACUGAUGACAUGUUUGAUCUGCCCUUCCCUGAUGAGCUGGAGAAUGACAUUGGCCAUGACAUGAUGCUGAUCACAGGGAACCUCCAUCCUUCCCCCAACACCUCCCCUGUACCUUCUCCUGGCUCCCCUUCUGGCAUGGGUAUCGGAUCACAUUUCCAGCACAUCAGGAGCCAAGGAGAGCGCUUACUGUCCAGGGAUAGUCCACCCGAGGAGCUGAAGCAGCAGCCAUUGGCCCUGGGCUAUUAUGUCUCCACAGCCCAGGCAAAUGGACUUCCUCACUGGUUCUGGUCCUCCUGUCCCCAAGCACAAAGCCAAUGUCCACUUUUCCUCAAGGCCUCUCUGCACCAUCAUAUCUCCAUAGCCCAGACAGAUGAACUGGUUUCUGAAAAGACCAAGAGGACCCCUCACCCACUGGACUCCAAGACCACUUCUGAUGUGCUAAGGUUUGUAUUGGAGCAAUACAACGCCCUCUCCUGGCUGACAUGUUCCCCUGCAACCCAAGACCGCCGCUCCUGCCUGCCCGUCCAUCUGGCUGUGCUUACACAGAUGUACAAUGCCAUCCUAAACAUGCUUUAGCUUGGACAAUUUAAGGGACCUUAAUUUACUGCGUGCCUACAGUUUCUCUUUUUGGGCACCAGAUAGCGCCAGAGUUCUCUGUUUUGUUGGCCAAAGACGGCAAAGGGAUGAAAAAUCACUUCAGGGUCUCCAGAUGCUUGGAAAAAGAUGUGUCCAUGUACGGCAAAGUGUCUGAAAAAGGAUCUCGGUUAGUGAGGGAGACCAACCCAACCUGGUGCGAUUAUACCCUCAGAACAUUGUGCCAAUCAUUUUACUUUUUGGGGUGGGGGGGGCACAUUGUGCUCUUUGGCUGUACACUUAACUGAGAUGUCACAGUUUUAAGAGUCUCAAAAUCAGGUUACCGUCAGUGGGAAAAAAACACAUCUAACAAAACCAAACAAAACAACAUUCUGAGUCUUCAUGGACGAUACUUCAUGGCCUCCACGGGAGUCUGCUCACACCCUCGCCCGUGGGACGAGGAGUCCACAUGGGGCCGGUUCAGUUCAUACUGCACAACCACCAGAAUGAACACAGCAGCUCAUUACUUUGUUACACCAUUCAUGUUUUUGCAUUUUUGUAUCAUUGAGACUGGCACUUUUUUUGAGAAAAAUGUCCAACGUCUUUUCAGAGUAAAGUUCAUAAUUUCCUCUAAAGGGAGAACAAUUUAUAGCACUUUUUUCCUCACCUUCCGGAGUGGCAAUUGUAUUGUUGUCAAUAUAAACACAGUGGGUAUUAUCAGACCGUCUCAGAAGCAAUUGUUGUUUAUAGUAUAAGACAUACAUUUGCAAAGAAUUAAGACUUAUUUUGUAAUAUUCAAAGUAAAAAAAUAAAUAAAAUAAAAAUAAAAUUGUUUAACAAGGCCUUUUUUCCAAUGUUCUAUCAUUUGUGUUGGAAUCAGAAUUAAAAAUGUCAUUUAAAGGAAAUUGUAAAGAUUCAAUUUUUAUGAAAACAAAUAUA
Molecule: messenger RNA, 7134 nt
Organism: Lampris incognitus (smalleye Pacific opah)
Lineage: Eukaryota; Metazoa; Chordata; Actinopteri; Lampriformes; Lampridae
Product: mediator of RNA polymerase II transcription subunit 13-like
Exons: 30
Coding region: 1-6198 (2065 amino acids)
Biological process (GO): regulation of transcription by RNA polymerase II
Cellular component (GO): mediator complex
Molecular function (GO): transcription coregulator activity
Source: RefSeq, a predicted model, not a curated record